Messenger RNA from Elgaria multicarinata webbii, 1752 nucleotides. RefSeq names its product glutathione peroxidase 3 (gene GPX3). The record is from RefSeq and is a predicted model, not a curated record. The transcript is spliced from 5 exons. Gene Ontology annotation, biological process: response to oxidative stress. Gene Ontology annotation, molecular function: glutathione peroxidase activity. Lineage: Eukaryota; Metazoa; Chordata; Lepidosauria; Squamata; Anguidae.
CGGUUGUGCUGGAAGAGGCAGAGAGAGACCUACGCCAAACAGCAGCUCUCUGUGGUGACAAGGAGAGGGUGCUCGCACCCUCGCUCCUGCUGCUGUCACUAUCAUGAGGGGCAGACUUAAGGGGAUGUGGAUUUUUCCCUUGCUCUUAGCUGGCUUAGUUCAGCCAAAUCUGGGACAGGAGCAACAGAAGGUGGACUGCUAUGAGUCAACUUUAGGAACGAUCUAUGACUAUGGAGCUCUCUCCAUACAUGGUGAUGAGUACAUCCCCUUCCAGAAGUAUGCGGGGAAGUUGCUCCUCUUUGUAAAUGUGGCCACCUACUGAGGACUCACAAUGCAGUACCUUGAACUGAAUGCACUACAAAUUGAACUGGAACAUCAUGGAUUAAUCAUCCUGGGCUUCCCAUGCAAUCAAUUUGGAAAACAAGAACCUGGAGAGAACUCAGAAAUCCUUCCAGCACUGAAAUACGUCAGACCUGGAAGCAAUUUUGUCCCGAAUUUCCAGCUCUUUCAGAAAGGCGAUGUGAAUGGGGAGAAAGAACAGAGAGUCUACACCUUCCUGAAGAACUCCUGCCCGCCUGUUGUAGAAAGCUUUGGUGACCCCAAGAAACUUUUUUGGGAACCUCUGAAGAUCCAUGAUAUCAAGUGGAACUUUGAGAAGUUUUUGGUUGAUAUGGAUGGGAAGCCUGUGAUGAGGUGGUUCCCCAGAACAACUGUCGCCACUGUGAGAAAUGACAUCCUAACAUACAUGAGGAAGAAGAAGAUGCAUGGAUAGAGUCCAUAGAGGUGAAGAGAAAUGAGGUGGAGGUGAGGCAGGGAGGGAGCCUGUGACUUUAUCCAGAAUCAUACCUUUUCUCCCAAGUGAAACAAACAAGGAUCUGAACUUCCUUUAGUCAAAGCCAAAAGAUUUCCUGAAUACCCUAUCUCAAUGGACAUAAUGCCAAACCCUUUGGGAAAGAAGCUGAUCCCAGCUUCCUUCAAUCAUCCAGACUUCUAUUGCUUUAACUUCCACAUUGUGCAAGUAGGAUCUGCCCUGGCAAUCACUGUAGUAGCCCACUAUAUUGAAUCAGAAGGCCAUUAGUAGAGCUGCGUGAAGCACAAAAAACAAGGCCCUCCUUUAGUUUUGCCCUUAUAGGAUACAGCAGCAUUAAAGACACAGAGGACAUUUAUCCUUCUCUUUGUUAACAUAUUCAUGUAAAAAUAUACACAGCAGUCUUUAGCCAUCAGGUGUUCUAAGCCAAGCCACACUUGCCUCCAACUGCAUAACCAAGAGCUUUGUGGCACCUUGAAAGCUAUAGAUUUGUUGUGGCAUAAGCUUAUAUGGCCGGAACAUAAUCAGCUGCAUUUGCGCAUGUAACCUUUAUUUACAAUCCUUUGCUCCCAUUCGAUGGAGUCAACAUUUCAGGCAUCCCCUGGAUAAGGCAGUCUACCUCCCUUCGCCAGAAAACGCAACGGACCGUGCCAAGUGGACUGGAGUUUCUCAUACUGUUGGUCUCCUCAGAGAGUGGAAGAGACGAGAAAGGGUUCUGGGGACAAGGAAGAUGCAUCUGUAUGACGGCUAGGUCUGAAAGCUCCCAAAGAGUGGACCUGGCCCAAGCCUGCAAGGCCAUGGAAUAGCUCUUCAGUGCAUUCAAGCUGCUCCACAACUCGCCUUGCAGAGAUGCAUUCCUCCUUCUCACUCCCAAGAUCCUAGCCUCUUUUGCCUCCACACCCACCCUGUAAAUGAAACUGCCUAAUAAAAACCGCAAACACUCA